This is a messenger RNA of Quercus lobata, 2424 nucleotides long. RefSeq names its product DNA topoisomerase 2-like. NCBI's taxonomy places the organism in Eukaryota, Viridiplantae, Streptophyta, Magnoliopsida, Fagales, Fagaceae. The transcript is spliced from 20 exons. Gene Ontology annotation, biological process: DNA topological change; protein folding. The record is from RefSeq and is a predicted model, not a curated record. The coding region runs from base 79 to 2253 and encodes 724 amino acids. Gene Ontology annotation, cellular component: endoplasmic reticulum. Gene Ontology annotation, molecular function: ATP binding; DNA topoisomerase type II (double strand cut, ATP-hydrolyzing) activity; calcium ion binding.
GUGUAUUCGACUAGGACUUCACCUCCAGUUGAUUCUUUGUCUAAGGCUUUACGCGCUUGUCAUUCCCAACCUUUGUCCAUGAUGGAGUAUGCUCAGAAUACUUCGUCAAGUAUAAUCAGUCUGGCAGAGCAUUUCGGUACCCGCAUCUCUGAUCAUGUUCCAGAAACACCUAACAGGCUUUCUGAGGAUAUGAUUAAGUGCAUGUCAGCCAUAUAUUGCAAGCUAGCAGACCCGCCUUUGACACAUAAUGGCCUGUCAUCUCCCAAUUCGUCUAUGUUAUCGAUGAGUGCAUUUUCUCCACAAGAUCAGUGUGAUAUGUGGAGUCCAGGGUUCAGGAAUAAUUCUUCUUUUGAUGUACGCUUAGAUAAUCCUUUCCAUGUGGAAGGACUCAAGGAGUUCAGUGGACCAUACAGCACCAUGGUUGAAGUCCCUCGGAUUUACAGAGAUGGUCAGAAACUGGGUGAUACUGAACAUCUGCUACAAAAUUUCAGGUCCCUUAUUUGUCGAUUAGAAGAAGUAGAUCCUAGGAUGUUGAGUCAUGAAGAGAAGCUAGCAUUCUGGAUUAACAUACACAAUGCGUUGGUGAUGCAUGCAUAUUUGGCUUAUGGGAUUCCACAAAACAAUGUAAAGAGAGUUUUUCUACUCUUAAAGGCAGCAUAUAACAUUGGGGGUCACAUCAUCAGUGCAGACACUAUACAGAGUUCUGUCCUAGGUUGCAGAAUGUCUCGUCCUGGGCAGCCAAAUUUAAAUGCAUCAUCCACGGUUUUCUUAAGUGAGCGUGCUGUUCCUGUUGCAAUAUUUGAAACUGAUGCUGAAAUAAUGAAGCAUUAUGUGCGGAGAUGGUGCAAGAUUUCAUCAGAUGUGGGCAUUCGAUCCAUUAUUGACUGGUCUUAUUACAAGCAAAGGCUUAGUUCAGCAAUUCAGAAAGUUAUUACCAUUCCUGCAGCAAUGCAAAAGGUUGCGAAUCCCGUCCCUAGGGUACUGCAUCCUGAUUGGCUGCAUAAGAAGGUUCGUGAGAAGGAGGACAAGUUUCGACAACGCAAAUUAGUUGAUAUCUUCAGCUCGUUGAACAGGGAUGCAUUUUUGAAAAAGAAUAGUGAUGCUGCUGGCGCCAAUGGUGUGAUGAAUGAAGAAAUUGUUAAAGACUUGGAGGACUUUGGAAACAAAAGCAGAAAAUCUGUAACUGGACCUAGGAUACCUGCAGACUGGGAGGAUAGGGAAUAUAUUGAUGAUCCUAGUGAGGUUAAACCUGAGGGAUAUGAUUCAAUUCCAAAAGAAAUUCCAGACCCAAAAGCUAAAGAGCCUGAUAACUGGGAUGAUGAAGAGAAUGGUGCGUGGAAACCCCCAAAGGUACCUAAUCCAGCGUAUAAAGGACCAUGGAAGCCCAAAAAAUUAAGAACCUUGGAUUAUAAAGGAAAGACUCCUUGGAUUGAUAAUCCAGAGUUUGAAGAUGACCCUAAUGUUUAUGGGCUUAAGCCAAUUAAGCAUGUAGGAAUUGAGGUUUGGCAGGUAAAGGGUGGGUCAGUUUACGACAAUGUUUUGAUCUGUGAUGACCCAGAUUAUGCAACACAAGUUGUGGAAGAAGUAUUUGCAAACAGGGAGAUUGAAAAAGAGGCCUUUGAGGAAGCAGAGAAAGUGAGAAAAGCACGAGAGGAAGAGGAAGCUCAAAGAGCAAGAGAAGAAGGUGAAAGGAGGAGAAGAGAGCGGGGUUCUGAUCGACGGUACAGGGAUAGAUAUAAGGACAGAUACAGAAGGGACCGUCGUGAUUACAUGGAUGAUUACCAUAAAUUUCUACUGAACAAACGUGAAAUGGAGUUGUUGAAGUUAGAAAACAAGGUUAGGUUUAUCCUUGCAGUUGUGAAGGGAGAGAUCAUUGUAAGUAAUAGGAAGAGAGCUGAUCUGUUUGUUGAGCUGCAAACAAAAGGUUUCACUCCUUUUCCAAAGAAAACUAAAGCUGUUGAGCCAGAAGUUGCUGGUGCAACUGAUGAUACAGAAGAAACAGAAGUGAAAUCUCCUGCUGACAGCAGUAGUAAUGGGGUACAGAUAAGUGAUUAUGAGUAUCUACUGGCCAUGGCAAUUGGAAGCUUGACCAUUGAGAAGGUUCAGGAGUUAUGCGCUGAAAGGGAUAAGGUCAAUAAGGAGGUUGAUGAUUUGAGAAAGGAAACUCCAAAGUCCUUUUGGAGGACAGAUCUUGAUGCUUUGGAGGGGCAACUCGAUGAGCUAGAGAGAAGUGAUGUGAGUCAGAGGAGUUAAGAAAGAAAAUGAGAGGCAAAGCAAGGGGUGAAGCUGCUAUGAAGUCUGCUAGACAAGCACCCAAGAACCCACGGAAGAACAAUAAUAAGAAGGCAAAUAAUGCAGAAUCUGUUGCAGAAGCUGUCUCGUCAUCUGUGGCUGCAAUGGAAAUUGAGAAAGCUCCUGAGGCAG